AUGGAGGCCGGGCUGGUGGGGCUGCUCCACGACGUGGGGCAGGCGCUGACCACCGCCUUCGUCGUCCGGGCCUCGGUGGCCGAUUGCCCGGACUGCCGGUGCAGUCCGGCCUUGCACUGCCCUCCGCUGCAGUGCACGUGCCCCAGCGGCGAGGGCACCCUGGCAGCCGCGGCCAUCCCGGGGUGCCACGGGGCUCAGCUGGCCUGGGUGGCGAGCCUCUCGCUCCUGCUGGGCGGCGUGCUCGGGGCCGCGACCGUCUCGUGGGCCGGGCGGCCUCGCUCGAGGGCGCCAGCGGGGCCCAUCGCGGCGCCAGUGGAGGUGGACCGCUCGCCGGGGGGUGGCGACCUCGCGUACCUCGCGCUGGAGCAGGCGAAGGUCUUCCGCAGGUAUCGCGUAGGAGGCCCCGCUCUGUGCCAUGAGCGACUGGACGUAUAUCGUUCGGGGUACGAGAUGACCCCGGACUACGACGACUACGGCGAGACCACGAAUCCAGACGCGGAUGUGAUGGAGAUCCAUUUCGUGCACGGGCAGGGCGGCAGGGCUGGGGUCGUCCCGGCGAACCGAGUCUACGGGUUUUGCCGCCUGCUCACGGCGGCCGUGGUCUGGAGCGCCCUCCGCCGCGGGGCCGCGUCGGGGCAUGGACCGCUGCCCGACGGGCCUUUCCUCCUCACGCUGUCCGCGUUGAACUGUGCGGGCGCGCCGGCGGGCAGCGCAUCGCUGGCGGACCCGUCGAUCGCGGUCCCCCCGUGCCCCGCGCCAGCGGCCCCGGGUGAGCUGGCACUCCCUGGGGCGGCCCCGCCAGCCCCACCGGUGGCCGCGGCCACGCCGGCGCCGGCAGCCGCGGUCCCAGCCGCCGUGGCGCUCGCCCCCGGGGCGGCCGCGGCGCCAGCGGGUCGGGCGCCGGCGGAGCCAGGCACCGUGGCGGCCGCGCCGCAUCCGAGCGGGGAGCCCGCGCCAGGCUGGCACUGGGUGGCCGCGGAGGACGUCGACGGCUCCGUGUCCUUCGGCGCGGAGGUGGCCGUCGGGGUUCCGGGCGGAGCGACCCUCGUGGGACGCGCUGGGCGCCGCGGGCUUCUCACGCUCGCCGGCGGCGGCGGAGCCAGUGCGGUGCUGCUGCGGGACAGCGAGAUCGCGUGGUUCACGCAGGAGUGCCGCGGGAGCGACGCGUGCGCGCUCGAGAUCCCGCCCGACGCCGGGCAAUCUGGCGGCAGUUCUCGGGAGUGGCGCGAGGUGGUGCAGCUGUGCCGCGAGGAGGCCGCCCCGCGGUUUGCCGUGGCCCCGCCCAGGGCGGCGCAGCGGUGCGCCAAGUUCCAGGUGAAGAAGGGGGGCCUGGCCCUCCAUCAAGAGAUGUGGAAGUCAAAGCAGAGGCUGAACCCGACCGGCUUCAGGGUAGACAUGCACGAGACCCUGUCCAAGAUGAUCGAGACCAUGGGCUCGGCCGAUCACCUGGACGUCUACAACUUGGCGAGGGCGGUGUUCGGCUACAGGAAGCUCCGGCUCGUCGAGCACUACUGGGACGACAUGUGUGCGGAGCAGCAGCAGCAGCACAACAUGAAGAUGCCCCUGGAGGAGGCCUUCGCAUUCAAGGGAGGUUCGAGGUCUCCCUCGAUGGUGUGCCCUGAGUUGCUCGACUUGGUGUCAAAUGAGCUGGAGCUGAUCCACGGCAUCAAGAAGAACGCGAGGAAACUGAGGGAGGAGCAGAAGGCCAGCGAGGGCGGCCGGGACGCUCCUCCCGCUGAGUCAUGA
Messenger RNA from Prorocentrum cordatum, 1746 nucleotides. The record is from the annotation of a GenBank genome assembly. Lineage: Eukaryota; Dinophyceae; Prorocentrales; Prorocentraceae.